Molecule: messenger RNA, 3799 nt
Organism: Triticum dicoccoides
Lineage: Eukaryota; Viridiplantae; Streptophyta; Magnoliopsida; Poales; Poaceae
Product: villin-3-like
Exons: 23
Coding region: 251-3160 (969 amino acids)
Biological process (GO): cytoskeleton organization; actin filament severing
Molecular function (GO): actin filament binding
Source: RefSeq, a predicted model, not a curated record
CUCCCCUCCCCGGCUCCCCCAGUAACUCGCCACCGACCCCUCUCCCCCUCACUCGCUGCCCAUGGGCGGAUGAUUGACGGGGUAAACCCGGCCCGAGCCCGAGCCCGACCGACCAAGCGCCGGUCAGCGACAGCAACCGCAGCUCCGCACCACGACUCCACCACCACCACCGGCCCCUCCCCAGCACACCUUCUCUUCGCUCUUGAAGCAAAAGUCAGCAAAGACUAGUCCGCCGAGAUCCAGGGGUACUAUGGCGAUUUCAAUGAGGGAUGUAGAUCCUGCUUUUCAAGGGGCUGGUCAAAAAGAUGGACUGGAAAUAUGGCGGAUUGAGAAGUUGCAAGCCGUUCCUGUUCCCAGAGAAUCACAUGGAAAGUUUUUCGCAGGAGAUUCCUACAUAAUACUAAAGACAACUGCCCGUAAAAAUGGUUCUUUUCAGCAUGAUAUCCAUUAUUGGCUUGGUAAAGAUACCAGUCAGGAUGAAUCUGGUACAGCUGCAAUCAAGACUGUGGAAUUGGAUGUUGCUCUUGGCGGACGUGGUGUUCAAUACCGUGAAGUACAGGGAAAUGAGACUGAGAAAUUUCUUUCCUACUUUAAACCCUGUAUUAUACCAGAGGAAGGUGGGAUUGCAUCUGGUUUCAGGCACACUGAAAUCAAUGAACGGGAGCAUGUAACACGAUUAUUUGUCUGCAGAGGAAAGCAUACAGUCCAUGUCAAAGAGGUUCCUUUUGCAAGAUCAUCACUCAACCAUGAUGACAUAUUUAUUUUAGAUACAAAGUCCAAGAUAUUCCAAUUCAAUGGAUCGAAUUCUAGUAUUCAGGAGAGGGCUAAAGCCCUUGAGGUUGUGCAAUAUCUCAAAGACACCAACCAUGAAGGAAAAUGUGAUGUAGCUGCAGUUGAGGAUGGAAAGUUGAUGGCAGACGCUGAUGCUGGUGAAUUCUGGGGUCUCUUUGGGGGAUUUGCUCCUCUUCCCCGAAAGACCUUUUCUGAGCCUAAUGGAAAAGAUACUGCUUUCCCUCCAAAGCUGCUCUGGGUCAACAAGGGCCAAACAGUUUCUGUGGAUUGUGAAAUUCUAACAAAAGCGCUGCUAGACUCAACAAAAUGCUACCUUCUGGAUUGCGGAUCUGAAAUUUAUGUCUGGAUGGGCAGAGAAACAGCGCUCGAAGAUCGGAAACAAGCAGGAUUGGCAGCUGAGGAAUUACUUCGUGAAGGAGAUCGACCAAAAUCGCACAUUAUUCGUCUCAUGGAAGGAUUUGAGACGGUUAUAUUCCGAUCAAAGUUUAAUAAAUGGCCCAAGAAAGCUGAGGCAGUUGUGUCAGAUGAGAGCAGAGGAAAAGUUGCAGCCCUUCUUAAACGCCAAGGAUUUAAUGUUAAAGCUGUAGCAAAAUCUGCUCCUGUGAAGGAAGAGCCUCUACCUCAGAUUGACUGCACAGGGAACUUGCAGGUUUGGCGCGUAAAUGACAGUGAAAAGACUUUCCUUUCAUUCUCUGAACAAUGCAAAUUCUACAGUGGAGAUUGCUAUAUCUUCCAAUAUAGCUACCCUGGUGAUGAUGGGGAGGAAUGUCUUGUUGGUACUUGGUUUGGAAAAAAGAGUAUUGAGGAGGAGAGGGCUGCAGCCACUUCACUUGCUAAUAAGAUGGUUGAGUCUCUAAAAUUCCAGGCAGUUCUGGUUCGCCUUUAUGAAGGAAAGGAGCCCAUUGAGUUUUUCCCAAUAUUUCAGAAUUUGGUUAUAUUCAAGGGUGGUGCUAGUACUGGGUAUAAGAAGUUCGUCUCGGAAAAUGGCAUUCAAGAUGAUUCAUAUUCAGAAAAUGGGGUUGCACUGUUCCGGGUUCAAGGUUCAGGACCAGAUAAUAUGCAAGCAAUUCAAGUUGAUGCGGUGGCACCAUCUCUGAACUCUUCGUACUGUUACAUACUGCAUGAUGGAGAUACGGUGUUUACGUGGAUUGGGAACCUAAGCUCGUCAAUGGACCAAGAGCUCGCUGAGAGGCAACUAGAUGUGAUCAAGCCAAAUCUCCAGUCCAGAAUGCUCAAGGAAGGAUCAGAAUAUGAUCAGUUCUGGAAGAUACUUGGAAUAAAAUCUGAGUACUCCAGCCAGAAGAUUGCAAGAGAUCCAGAAAGUGAUGCUCAUUUAUUUUGUUGUACUUUUUUGAAAGGGGUGCUUAAGGUUAGAGAGAUAUUCAACUUCACACAAGAUGAUAUGAUGACGGAAGACAUAUUUAUUUUGGACUGUCAUUCAUGUGUCUUUAUAUGGGUUGGACAAAAUGUGGACACAAAAAUACGUGCACAAGCUUUGAGCAUUGGAGAGAAAUUUCUAGAACUUGACAUUCCAAUGGAAAACUUAUCACGAGAAACACCACUUUAUGUCAUCAAUGAAGGAAGUGAGCCCCAAUUUUUCACCAGGUUCUUCACUUGGGAUUCUGCAAAAACAGCCAUGCAUGGCAACUCAUUUGAAAGGAGGCUGUCUAUAUUGAAGGAUGGAAUAAAACCAAGAAGAGAUAAACCUAAAAGAAGAACAACAACAUCAUCGCACACUGGAAGAUCAAGUGUGCCUGAUAAAUCUCAGCGUAGAAGUACGUCUUUCAGCCCUGAUCGUGUAAGAGUUAGAGGAAGGUCACCGGCAUUCAAUGCAUUGGCUGCCACCUUUGAGAAUUCAAAUGCCCGAAAUCUAUCAACCCCUCCACCAGUUGCAAGAAAAUCAUUUUCGAAGUCUUCCUCCCCUGAUCCUGUAAAGCCACCCCAGAGAGCUGCCUCGAUCGCCGCAAUGUCUGCUUCUUUCGAGCGGCCUAGACAAACUCUGAUACCAAAGUCAAUUAAAGCGAGUCCUGAGGUAAAGAAACCACAAUCUGAAGCAAGCAAACCCAAGCCAGAGGAAGAUGCCAAGGAAAGUACCCCUGCCACGAAGGAUGGGCAAACUGUGACUCCGACAAUACAGGAAGAUGUAAAGGAGGAUCAGCCCGAAGACGAGGAAGGGCUUCCUACAUAUCCGUAUGAUCGCUUGAGGACAUCUUCAAGCAAUCCUGUCACAGACAUUGAUAGUACCAGGCGUGAGACGUAUCUAUCUUCGGCAGAGUUCAGGGAGAAGUUUGGCAUGACAAAGGAGGCUUUUGCAAAGCUACCAAAGUGGAAGCAGAAUAGGCUCAAGAUCGCUCUUCAGCUCUUUUAAAAUGUUAUGCUGUCAAAUAUGCACUAGUUAUGUCUUGCCUGUUGGUGAAAGCAAGGACGUUGAGAUUGGUUUUCAAAGGCAAAUCUCAAACACGAAGAUCUCUCUCGCACUCGUCGCAAUGUUAAGAAGAGACAUCGGUAAGUGUAAGCCUAUCUGGGUCAAGGGGACCCUCGGUAGGCGUCGGAGGGGCUGGAGCAGUGAGUUUUGAGCCGCCCAUGCCCCCGAAUUGUGUGUUGUCCACUGACGAAUUCUCCAUGUCGUGUGUCGGGUCGCUGCAUUGGCGGUCUGCUCACACACCCCUAAUUCUUUCCUUUCCAAGGUCACCGGUUUGGUUGUGAGCUUGCAACGCUUUUUCGUCGCCCACUUGAAACCUCACCAUUUGUUUCAUUCUUUCAUGCUGUGUAUGGUUUCCUGACACAAAUAAUGUUACGUAUAUGGUGUAAGAAGUUAGGUGAUGGGAUGUGCCGGGGCGAGAUCCCCUUUUGUCGGAAUACCCAGGCGACGAACGGAAGAAGGCGUCUUGCCCUCGAAAUUUGAUAUUUUAAGUGGUAAUUAGUCGUUCCUGCGUGCAAAUUUUGUAAUCAGAUUUACACUAUGACUUUGUUCUCUUAAGUUGAUUCCUGCGUGCAGAUUUUGUAA